Rhagoletis pomonella (apple maggot) is the source of this 624-nucleotide messenger RNA. RefSeq names its product histidine-rich glycoprotein. The transcript has 2 exons. Bases 1 to 363 code for a protein of 120 amino acids. The record is from RefSeq and is a predicted model, not a curated record. NCBI's taxonomy places the organism in Eukaryota, Metazoa, Arthropoda, Insecta, Diptera, Tephritidae.
AUGACAAGCACCGAUCAAUCGCUAAUACUUUCCACACUCGUCGCCUUGGCCAGCGCACGUCCAGGCUAUCUGCAUGGUCACUAUCCACACAUUGACUACCCACUGCUGCAUCAUCAUCAUCAUCACGAACCAUUGCAUGUGACUAAAUUGGUGCAUAUACCAGCUGCCAUUUCACAUCAAAGUUCAACGGUGAUCCACAGUGCGCCCAUCAUCAAGCCAAUUGUAGUGCCAGUGCUGAAGACAAUUGUGCAUCCCAUUGUGAAGACAUAUCAUGCAGCGCCUAUAAUCAAAGCCUAUCAUCCCAUAGCUUUUGAUCCUUACCAUCAUCAUUACGAUCAUCAUGACUUUCAUCAUUACCAUUGAGGGGAAAGGAAACACUUAACCACAAAAAGAAAACAAAAAUAUUAAUAAUAACAAAAGCGACUUCCAUGAGGGAGAUAUAUCCCAAGAAUUCGCGCUCAAUUAGGAUGUGUGGAGAGGCUAAUAUAAAUGACUAAUUUUUACGAGAGCUAAUCUUUCUUUAAUUUUGCUAUAUUUUCUGUUGAACGUUGCGUGGAAACUUGUCACAUUAUUUCUAAUAAAUUUUCAUAAUUUCAAAAUAGAUGUUUGUACAUAUAGCACAAA